UUUCUAACAGGAAAAUAAAAAGAUGAAACAAGACAAGUAAUCAUUUUUAAAUAAAAUUUUGUGUCAAUAGUGUGAGUUGGAGUGUAUUUUUUAUGUCUAGGAUUAUCUAAUCACAGCUAUGUAUUACAGAGUGUUCUCUCCUGUCAUCAUAGGGAAUAAACACAAGUAUUUGAGUGAAGCAGAGAGAUACAGAGAGUCAUCUCAUGUCUGAAAGCAUUGACAGUCAAGGACAAAGUUACUUUAACACCUUCUCCACUAAUUGCAUAAAAUCCAAAAAAACGGACUAUUUCUUUUUUUUGUCUUUAAUAAAUACCAAUAUAUUUAUGUAAUUACUCGGUUAACGAUCAGGCUAAUAACGAGAAAUGGAAAUUCACUGUUAAUUAAAUAAUAGUCAUUGAACAUCCUUUGGUUCUGUUCUCUGUGAAGUUCUGAACUUGUGACAGAGGAACACUACUGGUCCCCUCGCCCCUUCUGAGACGAGGAGUCAAAAAAGAGUCAACUGGCUUGAGUGUAAAAAUGAUAAAGAAUUUAUUAACACAAGCAAUACAGUUACAGAGGGUGAAAAACAUUCUGAAUAAUAUAAAUGUAUUUAGUAUAGUUCAAACUAUUCAAUAGUAUAGUUUUUUUUGCUAAAUUUUCAGAAGGAUGUCCUCCCAAGUCCGCCUGAGUCUGCUGCCGAGAGCCAGGUGCAUGUUUGACGAGCCCGUCCAGGUGAAGGUGGCCGGGCUGAGGUCGAGGCAGGUGGUCACCCUGAGAGCCAGAUCCACUGACGAGAAGGGAGUCGUGUUCAGCUCCUCGGCCACCGUCAGGGCCGAUGGGAGCGGGCGGAUCGACCUGGAGAGGGACCCCUCCCUCGGUGGGACCUACAUCGGCGUCGAAUCCAUGGGUCUGCUUUGGUCCAUGAGGUCGGACACUUUGCACAAGAGGUUUCAGCUUCACAGUUCACUAAACCCCUACGUGGUGAAGUUCUCUGUGCACGAGGAGGAGGGUGGGAUGCUGGCAGAGGCGACCAAUGAGAGGCUCCUGAUCGGAGACGGGGUCAUCCGGCGCCCGGUCAGAGAGGGAAAUAUUCGUGGGGUCCUCUUUACUCCGCCAGGACUGGGUCCAUUCCCUGCAGUGCUAGAUUUGUACAUUUUAGGGGGAGGUUUCUCUGAGAAAAGGGGCGCUCUGCUCGCCACUCGAGGAUUUGUGGUCCUGACCGUAGUGGCGUACGGUUACGACAACUUGCCCAAGAAGAUCGACGAGAUCCAUCUGGAUUAUUUCGAAGAAGCAAUACAGUUUUUGAGAAAACAAGAUGAGGGGAGUUCUCAAUCUUUUGAGGGUUUUUUUGUGGCACAUUUUAUGGUUGGCAGUAAAGGAGUUGGUGUGAUAUCCAUUUCAAAAACCGGAGAUCUGGCACUAUCGAUGGCCUCUUACCUGCAAGGUGUCAGGGCCGUGGUGUGGAUCAACGGCUGCUCCGCCAACACACUUCUUCCCCUCUACUACAAGAAGAGCCAGAUCCUCCCCGCGUUAUUGUUUGACCUCAGCCAGCUGAUUCCCACUGAGUCGGGGGCCUUCAAUGGAAAGAAGGUUCUGAACGACCCUGGUGCAGAGGAGAACGAGGCCACCCUGAUUCCUGUGGAACGGGCAGAGGGACGUCUCCUCUUUGCGUCCGCCGAGGACGACCUCAACUGGGACAGCAAGGCUUACGUGGACAUGAUGGUGGAGCGACUGCAGCGCCACGGGAAGGACAACUUUGAGAGUGUGUGUUACCCCGGAGCGGGGCACUACCUAGAGCCGCCUUACGGACCCUACUGCCCCUCCAGUUUACAUGGGGUUGUGGGCAGGCUGGUCCUGUGGGGGGGCGAGGCCAGGUCCCACGCUGCUGCUGAGGUCCACCUGUGGAAGAAGAUCCAGGAGUUCUUCAGGACUCACCUGAGCUGUGACGCCACGCAGACUAAAGCUAAACUCUAGAUGCAAAUAUCCUGAUGUGAGAGACAUGAGUAACAGCUGGGGGGGG
This is a messenger RNA of Pungitius pungitius (ninespine stickleback), 1999 nucleotides long. RefSeq names its product acyl-coenzyme A thioesterase 5-like. The record is from RefSeq and is a predicted model, not a curated record. Gene Ontology annotation, biological process: acyl-CoA metabolic process; fatty acid metabolic process. NCBI's taxonomy places the organism in Eukaryota, Metazoa, Chordata, Actinopteri, Perciformes, Gasterosteidae. Gene Ontology annotation, molecular function: fatty acyl-CoA hydrolase activity. The transcript is spliced from 3 exons. Bases 646 to 1953 code for a protein of 435 amino acids.